This is a messenger RNA of Carcharodon carcharias (great white shark), 857 nucleotides long. RefSeq lists its product as uncharacterized. Bases 141 to 752 code for a protein of 203 amino acids. The record is from RefSeq and is a predicted model, not a curated record. The transcript has 5 exons. NCBI's taxonomy places the organism in Eukaryota, Metazoa, Chordata, Chondrichthyes, Lamniformes, Lamnidae.
AAAAGUGACUCAGUUACAUUUCACUAGAGUAAAGGCAGUGGAACGUUCUUCAUACAUUUAUAUUGGGCACUACUGGCCUCUUGUCAUUUCGCUGAUGUUGUCUGGACAUUAACACUUUCAGCUCCUGGGACAACUGCAGAAUGCUGACAGCUUUAUGUGCCUGGAUCAUAAGACACCCGUGCUUAAUCUUUAUUCUGUUCUGCCUGGUCCUCGUGACGCUCUUCAGGAAGAUGCCACCCGUGACCCCAUACCAAGAUCACCGAAGUAUGUUGAAUGCUGUGGAGACUGCGCGGCUACACAGGGAGAACAGAUGGCUUUGGGGAAAAAAUGCAGACCUGCAAGAGCGUCUGACAAUUUCAGAGGCAAAGGUGGAGGAUCUGGUGUCUCAGCUCUCGAAGAUCACUCAGAACCGGGAAGAGGAGAAGCGUGACGAACUGGCUCGCCAAAAUGAGGAUAUUUUGGAAUUAGGGAAGAGGAUGAAAGAGCUCGAACUUAUCAAAAACAACUUCAGCAAGAAACAAGAGGACCUGGAAGCUAAAGCACAGACAUGGCAGGAGCAAUUUCACCAGUGUGAAAUGAACAUGACCACAACCAAUAACCAUCUAAAAAGGACAAGGGAAGAGUUAAAAGCGUGUCAAUCGGACAGGAAUGCAUGUCGACAUCAGCUGCAGCAUGGCCAAGCUAGUACAGUGCAUGGACACAUUGGUUUGAUUGUUCUCUCUGUCAUGUCUCUCAAAUUACUGUGUAGUUAGAGGAUCAGUACAAGGAUUGGAAUGCAAGACCAAAAGAAAACCACUCUGCAUUAUCACCAACUUUUUAUGAGAAAAAGCAAAAAGAAAUUAAAUUUGUGGUGCUAA